Messenger RNA from Tachysurus vachellii, 1908 nucleotides. It is a transcript of the gene mief1, whose product is annotated as mitochondrial elongation factor 1. Gene Ontology annotation, biological process: mitochondrion organization; positive regulation of mitochondrial fission. NCBI's taxonomy places the organism in Eukaryota, Metazoa, Chordata, Actinopteri, Siluriformes, Bagridae. The record is from RefSeq and is a predicted model, not a curated record. The transcript has 4 exons. Gene Ontology annotation, cellular component: mitochondrial outer membrane. Bases 1 to 1410 code for a protein of 469 amino acids.
AUGGCAGGAGUGAACGGAGAUCGAAAAGGAAAGAAAGAUGACAAUGGCCUCAGCUCUGCAAUCGAUUUUGUGCUGUCCAACGCCAAACUGGUGCUCGGGGUCGGAGGAGCCGCCAUGCUGGGCAUCGCUACACUCGCUGUCAAGAGGAUGUACGACCGAACACUUAGCGCUCCCUCCAGCCCCACAAAAGCCAACCAAUCAGGAAAGAGGAGCUGGGAGGAGCCGAACUGGCUUGGGUCAUCGCCACGGACACUAAACCGUGAUAUGAAGCAGAACGUCAGUCGGUCGCUGCAGACCCUCCCCACAUCCACCAGCUCCUUCCAGCCCGAUUUUCCACGCAGGACAGCAGGGCGUCCCAGCAGCAGGAGCAGUAGUAAAGCAGCGAUGCAGCGAGGGCGGAUGCGUCUGUCUCUGCAGGAGCACCUGUGGGCGUUUUAUCACGAGCGUGUGAACAUCUCGUCUGAGGAGCAGCAGGCAGCUCGACACGCCGCCCUCGACAUCUGCGCAGAGCUCCGAGCAUUUAUUCACACCAAAGUGCCAGACAUGCCUCUGCGAGACAUGUACCUCAGUGGCAGCCUCUACCACGACCUCCAGGUGGUGUCGGCGGAUCACGCUCAGCUGAUGGUUCCUCUGAUCCUAGAGAAGUCUCUGUGGUCGUUUGUCCCUGGUGAGGAGACCAUCAUGAACGUUCCUGGGUUCUGGCUUGUGCGUCGUGAGAACCUGGAGUACUUCCCUCGUGGCGGCAGCUACUGGGACCGCUGCCUGAUUGGCGGUUACCUGUCACCGAAGAGCGUGCUGGAGGUGUUUGAGAAGCUGGUGACAGGGUGUAUAAACUGGCCGGCGAUCGGUAGCGUGCUGGGCUACACGGUCCGUCCUGCCAUCCCGUCACACACGGAGGGGCUCACACUCUCUCUGGAGGUGCAGUAUGACUCUGAGCGACGGCUCCACAUCGACUUCCUGCCCCUGCUUGUGUCGGAGGAUGCUGUGUCUCUAAUUGCCAAGCCUCACCGUGAGCGAGAGAACCUCUGGAGGCAGAGCUUUUGGUCCGCAGAAACGACGAGGUUGCAGGCUCUGGACCGAGAUGAUGAUGGCUGCCGCUGCGUUUGCCUGAAAAUCGCCAAAGCUGUGUGCAAACUGAACCCGGCACUGACGCCACUGAACGCCAGCCACCUCGCCAACGCUGUGCUCCUGCUGAGUGAGAGCGAGCGCAACUGGAGCCACGAGGUACUAGCCGAGCGUUUCACACAGCUCAUUCGUGUGCUAGUGGGACACCUAGAGGCUGGAAGGCUGCCUUGCGCCUUCAACCACAAGGUCAACCUGCUGUGUGAGCUCACGCCGCGAGAGGUCGAUGAACUUGGGUACACACUGUACUGCUCUCUGUCAGACCCUGAGAGUCUGCUCAGAACUUGAACUUGUAAUCAUACACACACACACACACACACACACACAUUACAAUGUAAAACUUGACUUUACAACCAAACUAGUUUGUGCAGCGAUUAGUUUAAUAAGGUGUGUGUGUGUGUGUGUGUGUGUGUGUGAAGACGUCUCACUGCUAAAAUAUUCUGCUGCUAAACGUUAUUGGUGUUGAGCAGGUCAGCUCACUCACUCAUUCUGUAUUCCGUCAUUAAACAGUGAAGUGUGUGUGUGUGUGUGUGUGUGUGUUAGCAUGUUGAUCAGUGUUGCUAAUGUAAGUGUUUGUGCUUGAGAUCAAAACCCUCCAUUUGAUUUGAUGAAUUCAAUAAAACAGUGCUAAUGUCAAAAAAUGCAAGUAUUAUUCCUCAUAACAGUGCAGGGUGGGGUUAUUUCCCCCCACCCCCACCCUAGGGGGAUUAGUUUCCUAUAACAGCAAGUCCUCAAGAGUUUAGUCCUCAUAAAACACUGUAAUUUAGCAACAAUUAGAAUUUUCAU